Messenger RNA from Sitophilus oryzae (rice weevil), 1463 nucleotides. Its product is annotated as transcriptional adapter 2B-like. The record is from RefSeq and is a predicted model, not a curated record. The transcript is spliced from 8 exons. Gene Ontology annotation, cellular component: SAGA-type complex; nucleus. Gene Ontology annotation, biological process: chromatin remodeling; regulation of transcription by RNA polymerase II. Lineage: Eukaryota; Metazoa; Arthropoda; Insecta; Coleoptera; Curculionidae. The coding region runs from base 77 to 1243 and encodes 388 amino acids. Gene Ontology annotation, molecular function: zinc ion binding; transcription coactivator activity; chromatin binding.
CGACCAUAGAGAAAAGUAUCCGAAGGCUGUUCAUGUCAAAAUUGUCAAAGUCAAAUUUUGUUUUGUUUUUUUGGAUAUGGCUGAUAUAUUCGAUAAGGUCAGUUGUACUUAUUGCCAGGAUGAAAUCAACGGCGUUAGGAUCCAGUGUUGCGAAUGUCCCGAUUUCGAUAUUUGUCUCCAAUGCUUUGCUGUCGGUGCUGAAAUAGGACCUCACAAGAACGACCACCCUUAUAAAUUCGUCGAUCACUGUGCAGUGAGUAUUUUCGGUGGAAGGGGUGCCUGGACUGGGACGGAACAUUUAAAAUUGUUAGACGCGGCUGAACUCUAUUCGUAUGGUAGCUGGGACAAGGUAGCAGCUCAUGUCGAAACUCGAACAGCCGAAGAAUGUAAGGAAGAAUACAUUGCAAGGUACCUCAACGGUAAUAUAGGCUUAGCAACUUGGGCUGAAGUCUCUAAACCUAAUUUAUACAUGGAUUUAAUCGAGGAUGAAGGUCCUUUAUCACAAAAAGCUUUAUCAAAACUGCCUCCACUUGAUGCCACGCUCGAAGAAGCUAGAGUUUUAGGAUAUAAACCUCACAGAGACGAUUUUGAAGGGGAAUAUAAUCCAGAAGCUGAAAGAUUGGUGUCCGAUUUGCAGUUAGAUGAGCAGGGUGAAACUGAAAUUGAGAAAUGUUUGAAAUUAGCUAAAAUUGAUAUGUAUAUAAGGAGAUUGAGGGAGAGACAGAGAAGGAAAAGGAUUGUGAGGGAUUAUCAGUUGGUGGCAAAGUAUUUUGAUAACUUAAGGAGGGAUCCUACCAAACCGCUGUAUCCUCAAGCAGAAAAGGAGCUUAGGGACGGAAUGAGACCCUUUGCUCAAUUUCUGAAUUCCGGCGAACACGAACGCCUAAUUGCCAGCGUAAACCGCGAGAGGGAGCUACGUCACCGACUCAGCGAGCUAAAGAGGUACCGUAGCCUCGGCUUGACGACUCACGAGGAGAUCGUCCACUACGAACAGCACAUGGCCUUCCAGAAGCUGCAGGUCAAACAAGGAAAAGUGCGACGACGCGGUAAACUGAAAUUCCAUCGGCGCAAGAACCACGUGGCCGUCAGGAAGAGGUUCAGGGUAAGGCAGAGGGGCGGGGCGGGACAUAAGGGCGUGGCCAGGAUCGGGCGAAGCGCGGGCGUAGACUCCGCUCACGAUGAUGACGGCGAGGAUGACGAUGAUGGAGAGACUUUGGAUGAAGACGAUGACGUAGAACAGUAGUAACUUACAUGUAAGAAUAAUAAUUAUAUAAAUAAUUGAAACUGAUAUUUAUUUUCACAACAAUACACCAAAAAUGUUAAUAUUGUUUAUGUAUUUAAAAGAACAAAACAAUAUUACAGUAAACUAUAAAGGUCGUUUUUUAGUGUAUGGAUUGUUGUGAAAGCAAACGUUAUACAAAGACUGUUUAGUAAAUACAGAUUUUUAUUUAUUUUAAUAAAAU